AUGGCGGACGGCCCGGACAUCCUGGUGUACCACUGCCCGCCGACGCGGUCGGUGCGCGUCGUCUUCCUGCUAGAGGAGCUGGGGCUGCCGUACAAAGUGAAGCGGGUGCCAAACCCCGAGGAGCACCGGGGCGUCCUCAGAAACGACCCCGAGUUCUCGCGGAUCAACCCCGAGGGACGGCUCCCGACGAUCAAAGACGGCGACAUCGUGAUGGAGGAAUCAAUCGCCAUCAUGGAGUACCUCCUGGAGCAGUACGACCGCGAGCACAAGCUGGCGCCGCCCGUCAAUCAGAGGGUGCCACGUGCCGACUUCCUGAAGUGGCUGACGUGGAGCGAGACGUCGCUGUCCGUUCCGCUCGGGGGCUGGCUGCGGCACGUCGCGCUGCUGCCGGAAGAGGAGCGCGACGCCAAAGCCGCGGAAAUGUACCAGAACGCGACCAUAGACGCGCUGCGGGCUCUCGAGCAGGGCCUCGAGGAGAGCCCGGGGGGCGUGGUGGGGGGCGACUUCACAGCCGUGGACAUCAGCUUACUUUUCGCUGUGUACAUUCUGGCAGAGAACCCCCGGGUUAAGGUGCUUAACCAGGAGAACUACCCGAGGACGUACGAAUGGUACCAGAGAGUGAAGGAGCGGCCGGCGGCCAAGAAAGCGUACGAUUGA
Klebsormidium nitens is the source of this 657-nucleotide messenger RNA. NCBI's taxonomy places the organism in Eukaryota, Viridiplantae, Streptophyta, Klebsormidiophyceae, Klebsormidiales, Klebsormidiaceae. The record is from the annotation of a GenBank genome assembly.